AUGAAUAGCAAUGGUGAGUUGACCCGGGCUCAUACGCAUCUUUUGAAGCAAUUGUUUGGCUUCUUACCCUCUGCAUCACUAAGAUGUAUAGUUGAGCUUGAUAUACCCGAUUUGAUCCACAAUCAUGGCAAGCCCAUGACCCUCUCCGAGAUUAUUCGAGAACUUUCCAUAACAAACCCCAUCAAAACACGUUGUUUGGGCAGCAUCUUGCGCAUUUUGGCUCACUCCGGUAUUAUUGAGCAAGAAUCUGUAGGAUGUGGAGGAGACGAGAUGCAGGUGGCUUACUCGUUGACACCUUCUUCUCGUCUCCUCUUAAAAGAACAAAAUCUAAAUAUAAGACAAUUUAUAAUGUUUUCAAUGGGAAACAUCAUGGUUGCACCAUGGAUGUUGUUAAGCCAAUGGCUCCAAAAUGAUGUGUCGUCUGCCUUUGAAACUUAUCAUGGGAUGUCGUUUUGGGACUUUACUAUUGAACAACCAAAUUUUAGUAAGUUGUUCAACGAGGCCAUGACUGUUGAUUCUCGGCUGACAGCCGAGGCAAUAAUAGACGAGUGUAAGACAAUGUUUGUUGGUUUAACGUCGGUGGUUGAUGUCGGGGGAGGCACCGGGACUAUGGCUACGAUGAUAGUGAAAAACUUUAGUAACAUCAAGUGCAAAGUAUUUGAUUUGCCUCAUGUUGUGGCUGGUUUACAAAAUAGUGAAAAUAUAGAGUUCAUUGGUGGGGAUAUGUUUGAUGCAAUUCCUCAUGCUCAAGUUGUCCUCUUAAAGUGGGUUUUACACGAUUGGAGCGAUGAGAAAUGCGUAAGAAUAUUGAAGAAAUGUAAAGAAGCUAUAUUGAAUGACGAUGAGAAAGGUGGAAAGUUGAUGAUAAUAGAAAUGGUGAAAGGGGAAGAAGACGAGGCGAACUACCCAUUGCACCUAGCUAUGGACGUUCAAAUGUCGGCUUAUGUGAAUGGUAAGGAGAGGAGCGAAAAGGAAUGGUCAGAACUUUUCUUUGUUGUCGGCUUUACUACAUACAAAAUAACUCCAUUGUCGGGAUUAAAAUCACUUAUAGAGGUUUAUCCUUAA
Molecule: messenger RNA, 1065 nt
Organism: Impatiens glandulifera
Lineage: Eukaryota; Viridiplantae; Streptophyta; Magnoliopsida; Ericales; Balsaminaceae
Product: probable O-methyltransferase 3
Exons: 2
Coding region: 1-1065 (354 amino acids)
Biological process (GO): methylation
Molecular function (GO): S-adenosylmethionine-dependent methyltransferase activity; protein dimerization activity; O-methyltransferase activity
Source: RefSeq, a predicted model, not a curated record